Messenger RNA from Moneuplotes crassus, 968 nucleotides. Lineage: Eukaryota; Ciliophora; Spirotrichea; Euplotida; Euplotidae. The record is from the annotation of a GenBank genome assembly.
UUUAAAAGGUGACUUAAAUAAUUUUUACAUUUAAAAUUUUGAGUGGAAUGAUGGAGCCUAAGCCUAAAAAUGACAAUUCUAUGGCAGAGGACUUCUUUGCAGGAGGAGUGGCUGCAUUAUUGUCUAAAACUCUUGUAGCUCCCAUUGAAAGAGUCAAAAUCCUUCUACAGGUUCAAGGGUCUAUAAAGAGAACUCACCCUGAAAAUCAUUACAAAGGAAUACUUGAUUGAUUUUAUACAAUAACUACAGAGCAGGGAUAUCUUUCUCUUUGGAGAGGAAAUCUUGCAAAUAUUUAUAGAUAUUUUCCAACUCAAGCUUUGAACUUUGCUUGCAAAGAAAAAUAUAAGCAAUAUUUAAAUCCAUAUGAUAAAGAAAAGCAACCAGCCAAGUUCUUUUAUGGAAAUAUUAUUUCUGGAAGUGCCGCUGGAGCCACUUCUUUGCUAAUAGUUUAUCCCCUAGAUUUUGCUAGAACUAGACUGGCAGCUGAUUGAGGAAUACACAGCCAACGGCAGUUCUCUAGCCUUUCAAAUUGUAUCCAAACAAUUUACAGUAAAGAACAAUUGAGAGGUCUUUAUAGAGGAAUAAGAGUUUCUCUCCUAGGAAUUGUCGUAUAUAGAGGAGCUUAUUUCGGUUUAUAUGACACAGGAUAUGCAAUCUUAUUUCAAAAUAAGGAAGAUAGAACUUUCACAAAGCUAUGGGCUUUUGCCCAAGUAACAACUCUCCUUGCAUGCAAGAUCGCGUAUCCCCUCGAUACAAUAAGGAGGAGACUUAUGAUGCAAUCAGGAGUAAAGAAUAAAAUGUAUCAUUCAACGUAUGAGUAUCUUUGACAAAUUCAUGCAAAAGAAGGCAUCCUAGGAUUUUUCAAAGGUGGAGCUUCAAACACCCUUAGAUCGAUCGGUGGAGCUUUAGCUUUAGUAUUCUAUUCAAAAAUUAAAAGUCUGAUUGAAGAUUAUUCUAAUAAAAUCUAA